Molecule: messenger RNA, 5079 nt
Organism: Pantherophis guttatus
Lineage: Eukaryota; Metazoa; Chordata; Lepidosauria; Squamata; Colubridae
Gene: CMTR1
Product: cap methyltransferase 1
Biological process (GO): methylation; 7-methylguanosine mRNA capping
Cellular component (GO): nucleus; cytoplasm
Molecular function (GO): nucleic acid binding; protein binding; methyltransferase cap1 activity
Source: RefSeq, a predicted model, not a curated record
GGGGGCGGGCUGCCGUUCCUCCUGCCAAGCCCAGCCGCACCUGUGGACAGCUCCGAGCCCUGCUCUUCCCUUCUCUCCUCUUUGUUCCGGCCCGAGGCAGAGCCCCCUUCCCCCCCCCCCCCGCUUGUGAGUGUAGCAGGCAAAGGGGCCCGGGGAGGGAAAGCGAGCGAGCCGAGGAAGUAAAAAUGAAAAGAAGAACAGAUCCUGAAUAUGGCAGCCCACAGAAAAGGCAGAAAAAAAGGAUAGAAGAGUUGGGUUUGACUCUUAGUUCCACAUCAGAUGAUGAAACCCAACUUAAUAUUAACCAUGCAACUCAAGAUUCUUCCACCACAAGCAGCAGUGAAUCCGAUAGUGAGAACAGUGGGAGGCGGCCUUCUCUUGGCACUUUCAGCAAUAAUUUCAGUGCAGAUUCCCUUGUGGAGGGCACAUCAUCCCGCUACUCUAUGUACAACAGUGUGUCCCAGAAGCUCAUGGCUAAGAUGGGCUUUCGAGAAGGUGAAGGUCUUGGCAAAUAUGGCCAGGGAAGGCAAGAGAUUGUGGAAGCCUCACAACAAAAAGGAAGGCGUGGAUUGGGACUCAUUCUGAAAGGAUUUGAUGGAGAGAUGAACAUCAACUGGCAAGAUGAGCCAGAGGCUAGUGCUUAUGAGCAGGUGGACUGGUGCCCGGAAUGUACCACAGAAAUUCCAGAUGCUGAAGAAAUGAAAGAUUGGAUGACGAUAGGAAAGAAGAAACUGGUGAUUGAUGAUGAAACGGAAUUCUGUGGACAAGAACUCAUACACAGCAUGCUCCAGUGCAAGACUGUUUUUGAUGUGCUGGAUGGAGAGGAGAUGCGCCGAGCUCGUACAAGAUCAAAUCCCUAUGAGAUGAUCCGCGGAGCUUUCUUCCUAAAUAGAGCUGCAAUGAAGAUGGCAAACAUAGAUUAUGUCUUCGACCACAUGUUUACAAACCCAAAGGAUUCUCGUGGGAAACCACUAAUUAAAGAGAGUUCUGCUGAACUGCUAUAUUUUGCUGAUGUAUGUGCUGGCCCUGGUGGUUUCUCAGAAUAUAUCCUCUGGAGGAAGAAGUGGCAUGCAAAAGGUUUUGGGAUGACCUUAAAAGGACCAAACGAUUUCAAAUUGGAAGAUUUCUAUGCUGCAUCUAGUGAGCUUUUCGAGCCUUACUAUGGUGAAGGGGGUGUUGAGGGAGAUGGCGACAUCACCCGUCCUGAGAACAUAUCUGCCUUUCAGCAGUUUGUGCUGGACAACACUGAUCAGAAGGGGGUGCAUUUCUUAAUGGCCGAUGGGGGCUUCUCAGUAGAAGGGCAGGAAAACAUCCAAGAGAUUUUAAGCAAACAGCUGACGCUUUGUCAGUUCCUCACAGGACUCUCUGUUAUACGGACAGGAGGGCAUUUUCUCUGCAAAACCUUUGACUUAUUCACACCAUUCAGUAUUGGCCUUGUGUAUUUGUUGUAUUGCUGCUUUGAACGUGUAUCAAUCUUCAAACCUGUGACAAGCCGUCCUGCCAAUUCGGAAAGGUAUGUGAUAUGCCGUGGUUUAAAAGCUGGAAUUGAAGAAGUGAGAGACUAUCUUUUCACAGUGAACAUGAAAAUGAACCAGCUACGCAACUCUGACCAAGAUGUUAAUCUUGUUGUUCCUUUGGAAGUAAUCAGAGGCGAUCAUGAUUUCUAUGACUACAUGAUCCGCUCAAAUGAAAGAUUCUGUGCUGUUCAGAUUAAAGCCCUGGCCAAAAUUCCUGCCUUUGUUCAAGACACGACUUUGAAUGAACCACGUCAAGCUGAUAUCCGAAAAGAAUGCCUCCGACUUUGGGGGAUUCCAGAUCAAGCCCGAAUUGCUCCAUCCUCUUCUGAUCCCUUGUCCAAAUUCUAUGAACUAACUCAGGGUACUAACGUAGAGAUCUUUAGUUAUAAAUCAACUCCUCUCAACUCAAAAACUUUGCACAAAAUUCGACCGGUGCUGGAUUACAGAUGCAUGGUAUCGGGAAAUGAGCAGAAGUUCCUUCUGUCAUUAGGGAAGUCUCAGAUAUACACUUGGCUUGGUCGCCAAUCAGACCGCUGGACCAAACUGGAAUUGAAGAUAGAACUGCCACGGGAUACACUUCUUUGUGUGGAAAUUGUUCCUGAGCUGAAAGGAGAGGGCAAAGCCCAGCGAAAAAUCCACGCCAUCCACAUCCUGGAUGCUUUGGUGCUGAAUGGCAGUGAUGUUAAAGAGCAGCAUUUCAAUCAACGAAUUCAGCUGGCAGAAAAGUUUGUGAAAGCUGUCUCUAAACCUAGCCGUCCAGAUAUGAGCCCCAUCAGAGUGAAGGAAGUGUACAGGCUAGAGGAUAUGGAAAAGAUCUUUCUGAGGUUAGAAAUGAAGGUUAUCAAGAGCUCAGGUGGAAUCCCACGGCUAUCCUACACUGGUCGUGAUGACAGGCAUUUUGUACCUUUUGGAUUGUACAUCGUUCGGACUGUCAGUGACCCCUGGACAAUGGCAUUCAGCAAAACCUCUAACAAAAAGUUUUUCUACAAUAAGGCAACAAAGAAGUCCACGUACGACCUGCCUCCAGAGUCUGUAGCACCAUUUCACAUUUGUUACUUUGGUCGCCUCUUCUGGGAAUGGGAUGAUGGUAUCAAAAUGCACGACUCUCAGAAAAAAGAAGAUUCAGAGAAACUAUCGAAAGAAACUGUUCUAUCCUUCAUCAGACGACAUUUCAUCCUGUGAUUACUCUCUUGUCACAUCUUAGAGUAUGGGGAAUGAUCCAGGUGUGGAAUAGUCAGCAGGGAGCCACGGAGAAAAACACUUUUCAAAGUGGUUCGAUUGGAUGAUAAGGACUCAAUCCAAGAGAAAUGGGAGAAAGCUUUGGAUUGGAAACCGUGCAGUAUAUAAGUACCUGCUUCCUGGCCACGUUAAGACUGGAGCAGUGCACGUUCUUCUGAAUGGAUCAUCACUGGAUCUUCUAGGGCUUCCCCCCUCCCCCGGACAUCUGGGCUCUACUAGUAGGCAACAAAAGAAGAGGAUGCACUGAACACGUGGCAUUUUGUAAAAUGGAAGGCCAGACAACUUUUGACAAAACUAUUUAAAGGAGGACAGAAAAAUGAAUAUACUUUUAGUAAUCUUUCUUGUUCCUUUCUCUGUGAUUCCACUGGGAAGCAUACUUGGUUUUUGUAAUUUGGCUUGUGAAUGCAGCCUAGAGAUUUUUGAGAGUUCAGGUCUUAGCAGGAAGGAACCAGACAGGUAGAAUUUUUGAAUUAGUAAUUUAGGUACACUUGCUGUCAACAUAACUUGCAACUCUCAUCAGAGUUGGACUUUCAUGCUUCUAUGCAAGUAAAUAUAUUAUGCUUUUUCUCACUCUCCACUUUCAAAUAUGGCAAUGCAAGUAUUUUCCUCUCUGAAUUCUAUACCCAGUACUUUCCCUUCAGAAAGUAAAGGAGAUUUGCAAUUUAGAGAAUUGGCUUUAGAGGAACUAUAUAAAUUAGAUCCUGUGAAAGAGCUGCAUACUUCUAAAGAGAGCAUCUUCUUUUGGCUUCAGAAAUUUAAAACUGAACCUUUGCACACAUUGGCAGGAAGAUACUGACUUUGUAAUUGAGUGAGUGGUGCCUAUGUUGUGUUUUAAAGAAAUAUGACUGUCUUGUAAGUGAAGGCAUCAGCCAGGUCUCAGCUCCCAAAGAAAAUGGUCAAAAACGGAUUUGAUGUGGGAAAGCAGAAGUUUCUAUAUAGAUUUUAUCUCCAUUAAAGUUGACUAGCACAGGAGAACUUUUAAAUUCUACACACUGUAGAAAUGAGCAAAAUAUUUGAAUUCAAGAUGUUUUGCGAUUGAAAGAAUUAUUCUAAGUUUAGAAUGGUGGUUCUUACUGGAACUGUUUAAGUCUCAAAACAAUUUUGCUUCAAGUUUGAAAUAGUUUUAUGCUUAUAAUGGGAUGUUUCAGAACAUUUAGACUGUUUGAAACCACUGUUUUGAACUCACAAUAUUUUGAAUUCAGAAAUGUUUGCACACUGCCAGUAAAUCUUAAUCUUAGCUAAAAUAAAUACCGGUAGUUCUAGCUUUCAGAGCCACUUCAAGUAUAGUAUAGCUAAUACUUCACUUUAGCAAUAGCAGUUAUGUAGUUUAAUUGCCAUCAUCUCAUCUCAUCAUAUUUCUAGAUUCCUCUAUUGAAAAUAUAUUGAGAAGAAUGGAAGUUUAAAGCUCUCCUUUUCUUUCAAAGCUGAAGUAUACAAAAGCACUUAAUAUUGGAGAUUCAGUUCUGAGAUUUGCUAAAUCUCUUUUGAGAGUUCGAAAACAAAGAUUUACCUUUUAAGAUUCUUUUGGCAAGAGUUGACCAUGUUUCAAAACAAAUUUCUUUUCCAUACAAUACAAUUUUUUGUCUGAGCAGACUAGAGGGUAAAACAACAAAUUGAGUGUUUAUUUGCAAUAGGAAGUGACAGCGAUUAAAUAAUCUGACAUCUACAGUUCAUAGCCUUGGCUUUAAAAUAAUUUGAUGAGAAACUUUGUCACUUUUUCCGACUAUCCUGAUGCAACCAAUAGGUCAGAGUCAUUUUGCUUUAAAUACAACAGAUGUUAUCAAAUUUUCAGAUUAUAUUUCUAGUUAAGCUCAUCGCAAGUUAGAAUAUUUCAGAAGGAAGAUUUCAUUGCAAGAUUGAUUUUAGUUUCUGUUAUUAAAGAGUGAUUGGUGGUAGAUAAGCUUGUAUAUGGAGUCUGGUACACAAAUUAUCUGCCUUCCUUUUAUUUACUUUGGCUGUAACUAGAGGCCCCGUUUUGGGACCUUCUCCUAGGGAAACUAUUUAAGUGUUUUAAAAAUAUUAAGAGUGUGUGCCUAGAAACCUUAAAACAAAAUUUAUACCAGUCCUGAAAAAUGACUUCAUGUUGAUUCAGAGCCCAAAUGUCCAGAGUACAAAGAGAAAAUUAGAAAGAUUUGAUCAAUUGAUAGUUCAACUUGUUCUUGUUUGUUCUCUUACUGGUCUGUGAAGCGUUGAGGUGAGGGGAAGGAGGUAAAAAUGUCUUGCUGAAAGAAAUGUUUACAGCGUGUGUUCUCUGAACUCAUGUAUCAGUUGUGAUUUCUUGUCCGUUCUUUGCAUUGCCAAUACAAUCCUUAUAAUUUAAAAA